UGAAGUCUUGAAAAAAUGUUUGUUACCCCUGAGCUUUUAUUGUUCUUGAUUAUUUUGACACCAAUGCAAUCGACAUGCUAAUUUGCGAAGUGUUCUUUUAGAUUGAGUAUCUACUUCUCGGCAGUAGUGCCGACGCAUCUCAGAGAUCGUCGACAUGUGCCUAAAGCAUUUUGUCGUCUUGAGGCUGUGAACCACAACGUAACUUCAGCCUACAACCGACGUCGCUUUUGCGACGGACGGGAUGGGCCCUACUGUAAAUAAAAUCCCGCCUAAAUAUUUAUUUAGGCCAUGGCUCUUAAGAUGAGACGAUUCGUACUUCUAUUGUUAUUCAUAUUCGGCACUAAAGGGGACGAUGACGUGGAAUUCUUCGACGUCCUCUCCGUGGUCGGAGAUGAGCUACCUGAGGGCGUGACGCGAGUGGCGGGCCGUUGCCAACCGUCCGCCACCAGACCUGAACAUUACUCGGCGCUUCAACUCAACGAGAACGCGACAUUGCACCAACUGGCUGCUGGAAUGUUCUACAACACGUUCCCCGAAGACUUCUCUAUUAUCGCCUCUGUUCGAUUGCCAGGCACGGAUCAGAAUCCACUAUUCGUGUUGUACUCGGACGCGGGGGACGAGCAGUUGCAGCUGGUGGUAGGAGAGCUGGUGGAACUCUACUACGAGGACACUCGCGGCGACCCUCCCGAUCACGAACUGCUCACCUAUCGAGUCAAUAUCGCUGAUGGCAAGUGGCAUCGAAUUGGUCUGAGCAUAAAAGGAGAUUCAGCGACUCUGCUGGUGGAUUGCGAGAUAAGAGAAUCACUUCCACUGAACCGAAAGCCGGGCAGCACCUUCAAUUUGGCUGGGGCGCUUGUCGUUGGCACACAGGUUACACCAGACCAAUAUUACGAGGGUGAUAUCGAGCUCUUACAAUUUGCAAACAAACCGGAUGUAGCGUAUGAUCUGUGUCUUACCAUAGCACCAGAUUGCGAAGGAUUUGGAUCACAGUAUGAAGGUGCAGCAUCUACAGGCAAUGUAAACAGAUUGGGCAACACUGAUGGAGCAUAUUCAUAUAUCCCAACACCCGAUUUGGAUUUAGUGCCUCCGCCAACAGAUAGAACCAUAUACGAACCAGUUGAUGAAAAUCCAUCAUUAAAUGUAAGAAAUGGAUCAAAUGAAUUGUGGUCGAUAGCAACAAGGGAUCUUUCAACGUCGAAACCCUUUUGGCCAGCACCCGAUGCUUAUGCACAACUUAGCCAAUAUUCAACAUCAACAGAUGCUGACGAAAAUAGUAUCUUCGGAAGGUUUACUGAUAUUGACGAUUUGAAUUCUACGCCAUUAAAUAACAUAGACUUCCCUACCGUAACAGUAACUACAGCAAGACCGAUACGACAGAAUAAUUAUAACAAUUUUUUCAUACAAAAUUCUACUCUCGUUACAACCGAAGCUUCGUACCCUGCAAUGACGACUACAGAAGAUUCAGACUGGCUUACCCAUCCACCAGAAGUAUAUGAAGGUAAUUCAUCAAUUGUCUAUGAUCCCACUGAUAAUUACUAUGACUAUGGAGGCAGAGGUGUGUACCUAGGACCGCGUGGUUAUCCCGGCCCUCCUGGACCUCAAGGGCCAAGAGGUCCUAAAGGUGAACCUGGCAGGCCUGGAGUAGAAGGCCAACAAGGGUUCACGGGACCUCCUGGACAUGUUUUUGUUGUACCAUUGCAUCAUUCCAGUAAUGACAAAGGUCCAGAUGGUCAAGCAGAAGCACUUCGACAAAUGCUGACCCAACACAUGACCGCAAUGAGGGGAGUUGACGGUCCCAUGGGACUCACUGGACCCCCCGGGCCUGAAGGGGAUAUUGGCCCAGAAGGACCUAAAGGUGAACAGGGUGAGCAAGGAGAACCGGGACCUCCAGGUGUAAGAGGACCACAAGGACCUCCUGGUCGUAUUGGAAGGCGAGGACAUGCUGGAAGAGAUGGAGAAAGAGGAUCAACUGGCGCUCCUGGACCUAAAGGUGAUCAAGGUUAUCCAGGGCUCGCGGGAAUGCCCGGAGACAAAGGGGAACGCGGCACUCCGGGGCAACAAGGUGAAACUGGGGCACCGGGUCAAGACGGCCCGUCGGGAGAUGACGGUCCGCCGGGGCCGCCAGGGUUAUCUGGAGAACUGGGACCUCGAGGUUUUAUGGGACCAAGAGGUUUUCCUGGCCUAAUCGGCUACCCAGGCAUUCCUGGUAAUGAAGGGCCACAAGGAGCAAAGGGCACAUCCGGACAACCGGGUCCCCCUGGCACUCCGGGGCAACCAGGCCCAAUGGGACCUCCAGGAUCAACGGGGGCACAAGGACCUAUUGGCACUCCUGGAAUACAGGGUCCUCAAGGUAAACCAGGGAUAUCAGGACUACCUGGUCCCGAAGGAUCUCCUGGAACACCGGGCAGCCCUGGACAACAAGGAUCUCCAGGUGAAUCGGGGCCUCAAGGUUUACAGGGAAUGCUAGGAUUUCCAGGACCUCGCGGUCCUAAGGGUGAUGACGGACCCCGGGGAGUACCAGGAGAUAAAGGAGACAAAGGGAUACGAGGUCUUGAAGGUGAAAAGGGAGAAAUAGGACCAAAAGGCGAAAGGGGACAUCCAGGAGAACCCGGUGUUCCCGGAAUUGAGGGUCCGGAAGGGCAGAAAGGGAUUGAAGGACCUAGAGGUGAGACUGGAUCGAUUGGACCAGUCGGUGAAAAGGGAGCUACAGGACCACAAGGACUAGCUGGGUAUCCUGGAACUCAGGGAGAAAAAGGAGAUAAGGGAGCAUCGGGUAGGAGAGGUAGAAGGGGAGCGAAGGGAGUUGUGGGUAUGAUCGGCAUUCCAGGCGAUAGAGGAGAAACUGGACCAAGAGGGUACAGAGGACCAAGAGGACGCCGGGGAUCAGAUGGUCCUCCGGGGUCCAAGGGCGACACAGGGCAGCCAGGACCAUCAGGACCUGCAGGCGAAAGGGGUCCACAGGGACUGGAAGGUACUCGUGGCUUCCCAGGCGCUAUAGGCCCUCCAGGAUCGGACGGAAAAUCUGGAUUACCGGGUCCUCCAGGUGAACGAGGCCCAGUGGUAAGUCGACUUACUUGAAAACAAGAAUAAGCGACAAUUACACAUUUUUGCAUGUCCUUCUGAAA
Papilio polytes (common Mormon) is the source of this 3125-nucleotide messenger RNA. Its product is annotated as collagen alpha-1(XI) chain-like. The record is from RefSeq and is a predicted model, not a curated record. Lineage: Eukaryota; Metazoa; Arthropoda; Insecta; Lepidoptera; Papilionidae. The transcript has 18 exons. The coding region runs from base 289 to 3078 and encodes 929 amino acids.